AUGGUGAGGGUAAAAAUCACUGAGGCAAAGUUACCGCGAAGGGAUGGAGCAAGGCACUAGGACCUAGGAGGCGUCUCAUCCACCCUGGCAGGAAUUUCUUGCUUGGAGCUCAGACAACAAAGGCAGAGUGAGCCUGGUUUUCUUUCUCUCAGCAUCUCCACCCUGAGCGCUGAAAACCGCUUCAGAUCUUUAGGGUUCACCAAACUAUGGAACUUGAUUUUGGACACUUUGACGAAAGAGACAAGGCGUCCAGAAACAUGCGAGGCUCACGGAUGAACGGGUUGCCCAGCCCCACUCACAGUGCUCACUGUAGCUUCUACAGAACCAGGACCUUACAGGCGCUGAGUAACGAGAAGAAAGCCAAGAAGGUGCGUUUCUAUCGCAACGGGGACCGCUACUUCAAGGGGAUUGUAUAUGCCGUGUCCUCUGACCGCUUCCGAAGUUUUGAUGCCCUCCUGGCCGACCUGACCCGGUCCCUGUCCGACAACAUUAACCUGCCUCAGGGAGUCCGUUACAUUUACACCAUCGAUGGGUCGCGGAAGAUCGGGAGCAUGGAUGAGCUGGAGGAAGGGGAGAGUUAUGUCUGCUCGUCUGACAACUUCUUCAAGAAGGUGGAAUACACCAAGAACGUCAACCCCAACUGGUCUGUCAACGUGAAGACAUCUGCCAACCAGAAAGCACCUCAGUCUCUGGCCAGCAGCAACAGCGCCCAGGCGAAGGAGAACAAAGAUUUCGUGCGCCCCAAGCUGGUGACCAUCAUCCGCAGCGGGGUGAAGCCCCGCAAGGCAGUGCGGGUGCUCUUGAACAAGAAGACUGCCCACUCAUUUGAGCAAGUUCUCACUGACAUCACCGAAGCUAUAAAACUGGAGACAGGAGUGGUCAAAAAGCUGUAUACCUUGGAUGGGAAACAGGUGACCUGUCUCCAUGAUUUCUUUGGGGAUGAUGAUGUGUUUAUCGCCUGUGGUCCAGAAAAAUUCCGCUAUGCACAGGAUGACUUUUCUCUGGAUGAAAGCGAGUGCCGGGUGAUGAAGGGGAGCCCUGCAGCUGCCACGGGCAGUAAGUCCUCUCCCACCCCUCAGAAGAGCUCGGCCAAGAGCCCAGCGCCCAUGCGCCGCAGCAAGUCUCCAGCCGAUUCAGGUAACCAUCAAGAUGCAAACGGGACCUCAAGCAGUCAGCUGUCCACACCCAAAUCCAAGCAGUCCCCGAUCUCCACACCCACCAGCCCAGGGAGCCUCCGUAAGCACAAGGUAGACUUGUAUCUGCCUCUGUCUUUGGAUGACUCUGAUUCCCUUGGAGAUUCCAUGUAGAAGCGACACGGAGCUAAAUGUCCAUAUUGCGAGCAUUGUCUGAGAUACAGCAAAGCACUUCUGCCAAAAUAAGCAGAUAGGUGACUGGUGCUUUCAAAUCAAAGGACACACAGUUAUAUGUCUUUUUUUUUUCCUGUGAUUUAUCCUCUGUGCCACAAAUCAACACCUGCCAGUCUAUAGAGAUAGAGGGAUACCAUUCGUCUGAGUUACAGGGAUGCAAAAUGGACAUUGUGAAAAAUUUGGGGCAUUUCUGUGCAUUUCCCACCUUCUUCUAUUAUUUCUUUUUCUGCUGCAGCUAUGUAAUUUUCCUAGUGAUAGUAAAGUAGCUCCCCUGGAAGUGUGCAAAUGGAUCCCUUGCUGACCAGUUUGCAAGCUCAAGUAGAGCAAAUGAUGUUCUCCACCUGUCCAAACUGCCAGCAUUUGCCAGCUCGCCUGUUCCUCAUUUACAGCCCAAAUUUAGCACCCACAUACUAACCAGUAUUGGUUUUAUUUCUGGAGGGCAGGAAGGGAAAUGACUUACUAGUUUGAUGCUUAAUAUGCCAGCAGAAGCUUGGCUGAGAUUAGGAAUGGCUGUGUAAGAUGCUAAGUAAGGUUAGUACAAUAAUUCAAAUUAUUCAAAUAUUGGGAUUUAAAAAAAAUUAAGCAAAAACCCAUAAAUCAGUUCUCUGGAGUGGAACACCUUCCACAAACAACCCAAGGGUACUGCUAGCUGGUAAGAAAUAUUUAUACCUCCCCUAUGGUAUCUCUCUAUCUCUGUUUGUAACAGUAAUGCCUUGUGAACAGCCAACACUGAAAACACUGUGAGAAUUUGUUUUCAGGUUUGACACCCUAUGGUCACUUUUUAUAGCAAAAAAUCAAUACACUUUUUAUAAAGGAAAA
This is a messenger RNA of Neopelma chrysocephalum (saffron-crested tyrant-manakin), 2186 nucleotides long. It is a transcript of the gene DCX, whose product is annotated as doublecortin. NCBI's taxonomy places the organism in Eukaryota, Metazoa, Chordata, Aves, Passeriformes, Pipridae. Gene Ontology annotation, biological process: photoreceptor cell development; intracellular signal transduction; neuron migration. The transcript is spliced from 7 exons. The record is from RefSeq and is a predicted model, not a curated record. The coding region runs from base 207 to 1307 and encodes 366 amino acids. Gene Ontology annotation, cellular component: neuron projection; axoneme. Gene Ontology annotation, molecular function: microtubule binding.